Myzus persicae (green peach aphid) is the source of this 858-nucleotide messenger RNA. RefSeq lists its product as uncharacterized. Gene Ontology annotation, molecular function: DNA binding. The coding region runs from base 1 to 786 and encodes 261 amino acids. The record is from RefSeq and is a predicted model, not a curated record. Lineage: Eukaryota; Metazoa; Arthropoda; Insecta; Hemiptera; Aphididae. The transcript is spliced from 2 exons.
AUGUCGUCAAAAUUAUUUUUUUCUUACGAAGAAGAUGUAAUGUUGGUUGAAUUGGUCAGCAAUCACCCUUGCUUGUUUGAUUUAAUACAUCAAUCAUACAAAGAUAUUCAAAUAAGAGAGAAUGUAUGGAAAGAAAUUUCAAUUAAUUUAAAAUUAUUUUUGUUUAGGGGAUUAUCAAAUGUGAUCUCAAACGAAGAUCAAAACGCAACACAAAAUGAUGACACAAGUAGCCAAGUACAUGAUUCGCCAGUAGAUGACUCUAUUUUAUCACAGAUCGAGUCAGAUUAUGAACAUUUACCAUCCACGUCUUUUUCUGAGCCAACUGAAGUUAUAGCUAAAAAAGCAAAAGUAUCCUUAACAACAAAACGACUUAAACAAAAUGAAAUUAUUAUAGAUACUUUAAAUAAAAGAAGCGAUGAGCGUAAUAAGUUAUUGGAGAAGUUAUAUGAAACAAAUGAAAGAGAUCCAAUAGAUAUAUUUUUUGAAAGCAUUGCUGCAACUGUCAAACAAUUUACUCCAGAAUUGAAAAUUAAAGCCAAAACAGAUGUUUUUCGUAUUGUCAGUGAAUUAGAGGUACAAAAUAUUCAGCCAGAGCGUCAAUCUUCUUCUUCUUCUACUUACAUAUUUCCACAAACAGUAAUUUCAAGUCCACGAGAUAUUCAGUCUUUACAUUCAUACACAAGUUCAUUGCAAAGUAAUUCUACGUCAAGUUCUUUUGAUAUAGACAGUUCAGCUGUAAAUUGGACUCAACCAUUUACACAACAUUAUGAAGAUACUAAUAAUUAAGGGCGACAAGUCAGGUCAUCAGCUCAUAAUAUUAUAUAUGUAUAAAAUCUAAACAGUUUUUAUACUUUUAUU